AUGACAUGGGCUCAAUUUAACGAGAUAUUCUACAACAAAUACUUUCCUCAAUGCUUCAGAGACCGAAAAAUGUCAGAAUUCCAAGAACUCAAACAAGGCAGGAUGUUAGUGGCCGAAUAUGAGGCCAAGUUUACUGAGUUAGCUUGUUUUUCCCCACACAUGGUGGACACCGAUUAUAAGAAAUCACGAAAGUUUGAGGGAGGACUAGACCUGGAAGUAUUUGAUCGAGUAGGCAUCUUGAAAUUGCCUACUUAUGUGGAAGUGCUCAAUAGGGCAUUGAUGACAAAGGCCAUAAUAGCAGCCAAGACACAAACUACAACUCCAACAACUGAAUGGAGAGGCAAAAGGGUCAGAUUCAAUUUCAAGAAAGGCCGAUCAUUUUCGAAGAAGCAAAAUACUGGAUCGUCAAGUAGCUCAAGCCAAAGUAGCGGGUCUAUGCUAGUUUGUCCAGAAUGUGGAAGGAAACAUAGGGGAAUGUGCCAUUGUGCAUCUGGUGCUUGCUUUCGAUGCGGCAAGACGGGCCACAUGAUUAGGGAUUGCCCGAUGAGACUCGAUACGACUACCUGUCCUGUUGCAAGUUCAGCUGGGUCUGUUCUUGCACCAAUAACUAAUGUGAUGGCCAAUACUGGAGGAGAAACUUUGAGACAAGGCCAGGUUUUUGCAUUCGUACCUGGGGAUGUACAGAAUGCUAAGUCAGUAGUAUCAGGUACAAUUUCUAUCUGUGCUCAGAAUGCCUAUGUGCUUAUUGAUUUUGGUUUCACUGUGCUAACUGUAUCUUCGGAUAGUACCAGUGUGGAAACUAUUCUAGUGGUUUGUGACUUUCCUGAUGUGUUUCCUAAUGACCUACUCGAGGACCUAAUUGAUAAGGAAAUUAAGUUUACAAUUGAUACAGUACUUGGAACACAACCUAUUUCCAAAACUCCCUAUGGAAUGUCAACUUUUGAACUGAAAGAGUUGAAAGUUCAACUCCAAGAACUCUUGGACAAAGAAUUUAUCCGCCUAAGCACAUCACCUUAG
This is a messenger RNA of Camellia sinensis, 1017 nucleotides long. The record is from RefSeq and is a predicted model, not a curated record. Lineage: Eukaryota; Viridiplantae; Streptophyta; Magnoliopsida; Ericales; Theaceae.